Messenger RNA from Diatraea saccharalis (sugarcane borer), 1851 nucleotides. The record is from the annotation of a GenBank genome assembly. NCBI's taxonomy places the organism in Eukaryota, Metazoa, Arthropoda, Insecta, Lepidoptera, Crambidae.
UAUGUUAGCCGGUAAAAAUGCGACGAUUUUAUUUUGAUUUUGAUCUGCACGUUUCCAAAUAAAUUAGAAUAGAAUUUACGCAGUUGUAAUUUUAUUAUCGAGACCGACUGAUAGAUAAUUAACGUGAAGCACUUUAUUAUACCAAUGAAUUAUUGAUUUUUUGGUGAGUAAAUUUUGAAUGCUUGUUUUGAUAAUAAAGUUAUCACAUUAAUAGUUAUCAUAUGUUAUGUUGAAGUACCUAUUACUUAGUGUCGAUUUCUUUUAUUUGCAGGACAAACAAGAUUACGAAAUGAAGCCAGGUACCAAAUAUUACCUUGCAUUGUUCCUAACGGUGACCACCUAUUUUGGAGCUUCCAAGAUCUUGUUCGAUAAAGUUAAUGAAACUAUACAUGUAGUGAUAGAUGAAUUAUUCCAUAUACCACAAGGUUUAGCAUUUUGUCAGUACAAUUUCACAUACUGGGAUCCUAAAAUAACAACAUUACCUGGACUUUACUUUGUGUCAGCAGCAUUUUUAGGCAGUUAUUUCCCCUGCAACACCUACAAUUUACGUUUCAUAAACUUAGCAGCAUCAUGUGUGAACCUUAUUCUGUUUGCAUCCAUACUGAAAUUUGUGUAUGGAGCAAAUGAUUAUAUCAAAACUGUAAUUCAAGCUUUAAAUUUAGCAUUGUUACCACCUUUGUAUUUUUUCUCGCAUGUCUAUUACACUGAUACACUGUCGUUAACUUUUCUGUUGAUAUUCUCUAGGUUAUGUUUCACAAAUAGACAUAAAUUGUUGAUAUUUAUUUUUGGGUUGUGCAGCGUUUUCAUGCGUCAAACAAAUAUAAUUUGGAUAGCAAUGGUGUUUGGUCAUAAGGCACUUGAUAUUUUUAUACGUAGUUCUAGAGUAUUCGGUAAUCAAAGUUUGACUAGAGUUAAACUAAGCAAGGCUUCUCUAAUAGCUCGUGAUGUUGAUUCAUCAAAGCUUAAAAGAUAUUAUGGACUUGAUGAUUUCCUUGUAGCGUUCAAAUAUCAUGUUUCUACAUGCAUGGUUACGUUUUUCAAGUUUCUUUCUCUGCAAGAUGUGAUGAUACUGUUCACUCAUAGUCUUAUAUUGAUGUUAUUUAUAGCAUUUAUAUAUUACAAUGGUUCCAUAGUUGUUGGUGAUAAGGAUGCUCACAAAGCCGUAUUACACAUUCCUCAAGUAUUAUAUUUUUUGCUUUUUUAUGGAGUUUUUGGAUUACCAUAUGUUUUAAAUAAGUCUUUGUCUACACUUAAACUAAUUGCUACAAACAAAAUCAAAGUUAUUUUAUUUGGUUUGUUGUUAGCAGUGAUUGUUCAUUAUAAUACUGUAAUACAUCCAUAUUUAUUGGCUGAUAACCGACAUUAUACAUUUUAUGUAUGGAACAGAUGGUUUGGUAAAUAUGAUUUUGCUAUUUAUGCUACAAUACCUGUAUAUAUAUUUUUACUAUUCAAUUUGUAUGAUAAUUUAUGUAAUCAGAAUUGUAUAUCUUUUCUAUUACCAUAUUCAGUUUGUAUGUUUGUAGUUUUAGCAUUACAGAAAAUGAUUGAAGUGAGAUAUUUCUUAGUUCCAUACAUUAUUUUGAGGCUCAGAUUUGUAAAGGCAUCAAACUUGAUUAUAACCUUUGAGUUCUUGUGGUAUUUGAGUAUUAAUUUUGUCACAUUUUAUUUGUUUUUCAAUAAAGAGAUAUAUUGGAAAGAUUUCGAUUAUGCUCAAAGAUUGAUCUGGUAACCAAAAAUAUGUAAAAUAGACACAAAAUAAAAUAUUAGUAAGAUAGUAAUUGUAUUGUAGGAUUGAUAUAUAUAUAUAUAUAUAUAUUUUUAUAAUUGAGCAAUUGAAUUGUAAUUUUCGAA